Molecule: messenger RNA, 941 nt
Organism: Fragaria vesca subsp. vesca
Lineage: Eukaryota; Viridiplantae; Streptophyta; Magnoliopsida; Rosales; Rosaceae
Exons: 3
Coding region: 57-617 (186 amino acids)
Source: RefSeq, a predicted model, not a curated record
GGUUGGGAAAGAAGGCGUGGGGUUUUAUUGGUAACCAGCUGGGGAAGUUGAGGGAAAUGGAGGCUCGGUUUGAACAGCGUGAGGCGGAGAGAGAAAGGGAGAGACAGAGGAGUGAGGGUUUUAGAAUGGAGUGUGAGCAAGAAAGGGAAUGGAAAUGGGAGGAAUGGGUGAAGAAGAAGGAGGAGAGGGAAAAGGCAAGGGAGCAGUUGAGGAAGCAGAGGAUGCAAGAAUGGGAAGCGUUCGAGAAGGAGAGUGAGGAGAGAGAGAGAAGAAGAAGAGAAGAAGCGUUGAUUCAUGAGAGGGAAUGGGAGGAGAGGAUGAAUAGGAGGAGGUCGGAAUGGAAGAAGAGGAUGGAUGAUAUGUUGGGUCACCACCGGGCAGAGAUGGGUCAGAUGCAGUCUCGCAUUCUUCAUGAGCAGCAAAAUCUUACAAGCCAGUUACUGGGGAUUGUCUCUCAGUGGACUGCUCAUCCAGCUGGACUGUCUGAUCAUACUGGUGCAAGCAACCAUUACUUAUCACAGAUGAUGCAGAAUCUGCACCAUGUGAAUAGUUUGGAUCAUGACGAUGCUAGGGUUGAUGGAGAUAAUCAAGAUGAUCAGUUCAUUGUCGACGGAUGAUGUCUUUUGUUGUAAAACUGCUCUCUGCAUGUAUGCAAUAAUCUCUGCAGUGGUGGUGGAUAUGUAAAGUUAUCUGAAAAUGUGACUGGUGGCGGAGUCUUGGUAUUGUUCCAUUCAGUGGUGAUUUGGAUGCUUUAUGGAAGGAAGGGAAGCAGUAGAGCCACCUAUUUUGUGUAAGAAAUGAGUGAAGAGAUAAGAAGGGGGACGAUAAGAAGAAAAGAAAAAGGGAGACUGAAGGGAAAAGUGAGGGAGCAGAGGGGUGGGGCUUUUGGGCGGAAGAACAAAGAGGAGAAAGCAGAAGGAGGAGAACGAAGGCAAUGAAAG